AUAACCGUACCGGUAACCGUAGUUACCGUUUAAACCGUUAACCGUAUUCAACGGUAUUCGGACGCGGGAUUAGGGGCAGCGGUAUACCGACAUGGGAUCGGUAAUAUACCGUCGGUACGUCGGUAUUCCGAUACCGCAAUAUUAAAGGGUAAAGGGCAUAUAUAUAUAUAUAGCAGACCCAGUUCAGCAGUGAGCAAAAGUUGGCUCCCUAACCUGUAAGUCUGUAACUAAUUAGAUUAGCAAAUUAAUAUAUUAGUUAAUACUUAAAUAAUUCAUCGGUCUCUGCCCUCUGCUUACCAUCACUCCUCAAAUCCAAAUGCAGCCUGGUCCAAAGCUCCAGAAAGAAGCUCCCUCCUCUCCAUAUCGCAGGGACACGCUCUAUCCACGACCGACGACCCAGCAACCCAGUACGGUACCUCAUCCUCUCCGUUGGUCCCUGUUUCCGUCGACCAUGUCGCUGUCGGUCCUCGUUGACCUCACCGUCGGAGCUUCCCCGCUCGCCCAAUCACUAUACUGCUAUUAUUUAGGUUUGUGUGUUACUGAGUUAAAAUGGAUUUGAUUCAUUAUGUUAGUUUAAAUUGUUAAUUACAGCAGACCCUUCACAAGCUUCCGUGACAGAAGCUGCAAAAGCUUCAACCGCCGAUAACCACAACUGUCGCUGCUACUGACGAUGGUAAAUUACUGCCACAUCUUCCAUCUUUUCGAGACGACAACCACCCGCCAGGCAUUUCGGGUUGACCACGCCAAUCAUAUUCCCAAGUCACGGCUGUAAAGGCGACAUGACGAUGAUGAUUUCGGUUGACCGUUGCAUAACCGGGAAUAGGCGGAUUCGGUAGUAGGUAUACCGAUACAUUAACGAUUUCGGAUUUCGGUGGACAUUUGCUGGCGUCCGGUAUACCGAUACCCGGUCAAACGGUAACCAGUUAAACCGAUACCGACCGUUUUACCACCCCUAAUCUCAUGUUAUAUUUUGUGGUAUCAAAUUAUUUAGUUAAUUAAUUUUAACUAUUCAUAUAAUUUCAUACUAUGUUAUUUCAUAGUAUCGAAGCAAUCUAUGAUACAUAAUUUCUUUUUAGAAUAAAAUAAGACACAUUUGCUCACAUAAUCUACGUGUUAAACAUUAAAUAGGGUGAGAUAUAUAAUUUAACAAUUCUAUGAAUUAUCAAAAUCAAACUAAUAUAGAUCGAUUCGCUCAUAAGUCGGUAAUCGAGUUGGCUCUUUAGUCACAAUAUUGAGAAUUGAAACAUCUCACGGGCUCUAAACGAGCCAUCUCACGAGUCGAGCUAGCUCGCGAGCUACAGAGGGCUAAGCUCAAACUCGACACGUUAAAAAUGAAUCGAAUCUUGAACGAGUUUUUCUCGAAUCAAACGCCGAGCCGUUCGCAAUCAGCUCGACUCAUUUAUAGCCGUAGCCACAUGCUGCCAUUCCAUAGAAUAUAAGUCGCAUUUUGAUGAUCAAGUUCUGUCGUGAAAGAUACUUAAGAACAUCGGAGGUGACGUUUGGCAGGGUGAUUAAUACAAUGCUCAUCUCCUUUGAUUAGCUCUCCCUCAAAAACGUUAGCCUAGUAUACUCUAUGCAUGUUUGGAUCAAACAUAAGCUUGAACAACUCUAAGUCUGCGCAGCAUAUUCUCUCCACAACCCUUUCAGCCACGAAUUUGCAAACUUCCGGUCAUUCCCCGCCGAUAACUUCCUUAGGUUUCUAAUUCUUCUAUAUAUAAGCAUAGCGCCAUCGUAUCAUGUAAUCCUAAUCCCAACCCACAUUCCACAGGACAAAUGGUCCAUUCAAUUUCCAAGUAUGAAACUCUCCUUCUAUUAGUUGUAGUACCGCUACUACUUCUCCUUUCAAUCAAACAAAUCAACACGAAGAAGAGGACGAAGAAGAAGAAGAAGAAAGAUCUCCCUCUGCCUCCAGGCCCAAAACCAUGGCCCCUCAUCGGAAACAUCCCACACAUGACCAGAAAGGUUCACAUCACCAUGACCCAAUUCGCCAAAUCCCACGGACCCUUAAUCUCACUCAAACUCGGAGCUCAGGUGAUUGUCGUCGCCUCUUCUCCGGCCGCCGCAGCCGAAAUCCUGAAAACCCAUGAUCGUAUCCUCUCGGCUAGAUAUGCAUCCAACUCCAAUCCGUUCAAACUCAGCGAUAUCGACCGAAUGGCUAUCGUGUCUGCCACGACGUGUAACGACAGCUGGAAGUCCCUUCGAGCGCUCUGUAGGACAGAGCUUUUCUCCGGCAGAGCAAUCGAGUCGCAGUCCGCCCUCAGGGAGAGGAAAGUUUGUGAAAUGGUCGGAUUGCUAGCAGCUAGAGAAGGGAAAGUUGUGGACGUGGGGGAAAUUGUGUUCACCACCGUUUUCAACUCGCUAUGCAACCUUUUCUUCUCCGAGGACUUGUUGGUCUUGGAAGAUCGAAAGGGGAAAGCUUGUGGGUUGAAGAGUCAUGUUUCUAAAUUAAUGGAGCUCGCAGCUACGCCCAAUAUUGUUGAUUUUUACCCUGUGUUGGAACUGUUUGACCCUCAGGGUCUGAAAAAGAAGAUGACCAAGGCCGUCACGAAAAUGUUCUCCGUUUGGGAGAGUUACAUCAAAGAAAGAAGGGAAAUUCUUGAAUCGAGAUCCCAUGGAGAUGCUCCGAAAGGAGAUUUCUUAGACGUUUUCAUUUCAAAUGGUUUCGACGAUCAAAAAAUCAAUUGGUUGUUCUUAGAAUUGCUGACAGCGGGAACAGAGACCACUACAACUACAGUGGAAUGGGCCAUGGCGGAGCUACUGAAGAACGGUAAAGAAAUGAAGAAAGUUCGCGAAGAGCUGAAGAGAGAAAUUGGGGGAAACUCUAUUACUGAAUCGAACGUCUCUCCGUUGACAUUUCUGAACGCCUGCAUCAAGGAGACUUUCCGGUUACAUCCUCCGGCACCGUUCCUAAUUCCACACUGCGCUCAGGAGACUUGCGAAAUAAUGAAUUACAGAAUACCAAAGGAUUCCCAGGUGAUGGUGAACUUGUGGGCGAUAGGGCGGGAUCCGUCCGUUUGGGAGGACCCGUUGUCGUUUAAACCCGAACGAUUCAUUCGCAAAAGAUCAUCAACCAUUGUAGACUUCAAAGGUCUUCACUUUGAGCUUUUACCGUUCGGGUCGGGUCGGAGGGUAUGCCCUGGACUUCCAAUGACAGUUAAGCAAUUGCCGUUGAUUCUAGCUUCGUUGAUUAAAGGGUUUGAUUGGACUCUUCCUGACGUUGACGGUCCGACCAAAUUGGAUAUGGCCGAGAAGUUUGGAAUUACGUUACAGAAGGAACAACCUUUGCUACUUGUGGUCGGAAAACAGAGCAUGUGAUGUUGAAGGGGAGGCUCAAAUCCCGGGUGGAGCAAGUUUGGUGCGAGUGUUUAAAUUUGGGUUAGUUGCAAGGUUGGUCACUCAGAUUAUUAAAAACGUUCAUGUUUGGUCACUACAAAUAUUUAAUUUCAUUUGUGAUCACUAAGAUUAGUUAAUCAUGGGGCAUGGAUUGAAUCGAAUUUCUUGUAUGAACUCUUGAAAGUCCUAUGAUGCUUCAUACUCUAGCUCCUCAGUCUUAUCUAUCAAUAUCUUUGACAUUGCUAUCUUGAGUGCCAUUUGUGCUUGCUUCAACUCGGGAGUUGGUGGAGCUUCUUUCAACUUGUCUCCCCAUUCCAGGUUCUCAUUUUAGUGAUGAUAUGUUGCAUGUAAGGAAUCCUCAUAUAGAGAUCCUGAACGAGUCUUGAUCUAUAUCUCUGGCUCCAUAUCUUCCUUCUCCUCAAAAUCAUCAUCUUCAAUGGCCUUAUCCUCCUUCUUUUCUUCGAUAGACCCUACUACUCGUUGCAUGAGCUCUCUUACUUGUAGGGUGAUCUGUCUCUUUGCCACAUUGAUCAUAACUUCGUUAGUGGCUAGAAAUGUUUUGCCAUAGAUUAGGGAAUAUUGGAUUUCUAUCUUCAUCUCAAUCACCAUAUAGUCUAGAAAGAAGACGAAGGACCCAAUUUGGGUGCUUAAGCUGCAAAGUAUUCCAAGACGUUGGCAUGAAGUAUUAUCUAUAAUUUUGAUCUCCUUAUCUAUGUCUUCCACAUCAGCAAAACCCAUAUCCUCGUAGAGAGCAAGUGGUGAUGCUAGAGCCAAGAUCUAUCAAUCCUUGCUCCACAUAAUGGUCAUCUAGGAGACAACUGAUUGUGCAAUGACCAUGAUCCUCCUCUUCAUAUACUUGAAUGAGCUCUUUAAAUUCAUAAGGAAUUGAACUGAUGAUGGCCUUCUCGAUCUUCUCCUUUCUUACAAGGUGCUCGAGCUUCUCCUUUGGGCUCUCCAUAACAAUGAUGCUCUCCUAAAGUGGCAUAUCACUCUCUCCUUCUCCUAAAGCUUCUAUCAUCUUCUUCACCAUUGAGGAUUGUUGAGAGGCUUCUUCAUGAAUGGUCAUCUCCUUUGAGGUUGUCUCAUCAUUUUUGUCCUCUUUCUUAUCUUGAGAUGCCUACUCAUAUGGGCUUGAGCAGGAUUCUUUUAUUUAAAAACCCAAGGAUUUAUUAAAGGUUUGAGGCAUGAUGGAUUUGAAAUAAGUUUUUGUUUGUUGAGAUGUUUUGAUCAUGGAUAUAAAAUUUUGGGAUUUAGAAGUUAAAUUCCAAAAUUACUUUAGGGGUCGUUUCGAUGGAACAUUCUCAAAAUGAGGCAAUUUGGGACAAAAGUCUCAUUUUAGAAAAUGAACUAAUUGUAUGAGGAAAUGUUUACAUAAUUGUAUUGUUUGGCUUAUUAUUUGGGAUGAGACAAUUCGAAUGAAGCAUUUUAUGAAAAUAUCUAUUUUCCCUCAUUCUUUUACCCUUCUCCAUCUUUUUCUCUUACUAAUAGAAACCCAUAAAUUUACCAACCAACAACAAAGAUAUCCCAAAAUCCAUUUUCCUUGAAUCAGUAUAAUCAUCACGCCAAAAUUAUAAUUACAACACUAACAAAACACAAUCAUCAAUCAAAUAUUUGCUAGAGGAAGAAAACAAGAUGAUUGAGUAGGAAACGAACAAUCCUGAUCCUUAAUCCAAAUGCUGUUGAUUCGGGUCUAAAUGUACACAUUUUACCCGUCAUUUCUUGAUAGUUUGACUUUGCCUUUGAUAGUCUCUCGACCUAUUUUACGCUAGGUUGUGCUUGUUUUGUCACAUUUAAGGUCCUAGCACGUGGGUGAAGGUCGAGGACGAGUUUCUGGUCGAUUGGAGGUCGAAAAGCGCGAAAAGUGAAGAAACGUGACAAUUGCCC
Molecule: messenger RNA, 5217 nt
Organism: Linum trigynum
Lineage: Eukaryota; Viridiplantae; Streptophyta; Magnoliopsida; Malpighiales; Linaceae
Source: the annotation of a GenBank genome assembly